UGACACGCUUCUUCUUUCAAUAACGAAUAUAUUCCUCCACAAUCACAAACCUUGUAUAUAUAUCUAACCUCUCUUCUUAAAUUCUAACCACUCCAAUUUCUAACAAUUCAUAGAGUUUGAAGUAAUUAAAAGGUAGCGUAAGAAAUGGGGUUGGUAGUAGUGAUAUCUCUGCCAUUGAUAUUAUUGUGCAUACUAAUGGGAAUUGGGUGUUACUUCCUUGGUAGGAAAAGAGGAAGAGAAGAAGCUCGUUGCCAAGUUAUGGGAGCCCCGGCACCGCCUCUCGGAUCGUACCCUAACUCCCCUGCUCCUCCUCCUCCCUUCUACAAGCAAGCUGAUCACUCUCAUGUUUGAGCAUUUCUAUUUUUCACAUUGUUUUCUUUUUCUUACUUUUCUCUACUGUGUGAUACUUUUUGUGUACCACUAUCAUGUAUUCAUGUGUAUGUGUUUUUUUAUAAAAAAAUUCUUAUUGGUGGUUGUUGGAGUUA
Messenger RNA from Spinacia oleracea (spinach), 485 nucleotides. RefSeq lists its product as uncharacterized. Lineage: Eukaryota; Viridiplantae; Streptophyta; Magnoliopsida; Caryophyllales; Amaranthaceae. The transcript has a single exon. The coding region runs from base 145 to 351 and encodes 68 amino acids. The record is from RefSeq and is a predicted model, not a curated record.